Messenger RNA from Acanthoscelides obtectus, 200 nucleotides. The record is from the annotation of a GenBank genome assembly. Lineage: Eukaryota; Metazoa; Arthropoda; Insecta; Coleoptera; Chrysomelidae.
AAUAAUUAAUCAGGUAUCUCACUUAUAUCCAAAUCCUCGAUGACGUACUGUCGAGUCUCGUUCGAGUUUAGACUAUACUGUUAUUUGACCGGCUAUGGUAGAAAUAGGCAAGCAAGCUAACGGGGCGUGAUCACAACACACAAGUGUACCUGCGUUCUCCUUGAGGUCUACUUGGAGGUAUACUGGCUGGAAAAUGAGAG